Molecule: messenger RNA, 2050 nt
Organism: Entelurus aequoreus (snake pipefish)
Lineage: Eukaryota; Metazoa; Chordata; Actinopteri; Syngnathiformes; Syngnathidae
Gene: cttnbp2nla
Product: CTTNBP2 N-terminal like a
Exons: 7
Coding region: 113-1798 (561 amino acids)
Source: RefSeq, a predicted model, not a curated record
UCAACCGACACUCCGCCUUUCCGGAAUCAAUGGGACUCAAAAUAGCAGAAACAAAUCUUCCCAAAAGAAAAAAGUUCAUGUGGGACAUUUUCAAAAGAGCUCCGAGGACCACAUGAAGUCCCAGCUGAACAUGGAGAGUUUGACCAAGCCGGAGUUGCUUAUGCUCUUCAGCAUCCUGGAAGGAGAGCUGGAAGCAAGAGACCUGGUCAUUGAGACGCUCAAGGCUCAGCGGAAAGACCUCUUCAUCCAGGAGCGCUACGGCAGGUACGACCUCAGCGACCCCUUCCUGGCCCUGCAGAGAGACGGCGAGACGGUGGGGUCCCAAGAGGGCAAGGACCAAGGCUGCACCCCGGCCACCUCCAACCCCCUGGUGGUGCUCAAGCUGGUGGUGAGCCACUGCAGGAGGAUGCAGGAGAAGAUGCUGACUCAGCUGGCUGCGGCCGAGAGCCGGCACAGGAUGGUCAUUGCGGACCUGGAGGAGGAAAAGAGGAAGCACGCCGAGGACACGGCCGAGGGCGACGACGUCACCUACAUCCUGGAGAAGGAACGGGAGCGCUUGCAGCAGCAGGGAACUGCAGGGGGAGUAAGAAAACCCCACGCCGUGACGCUCUUCUUUUCCCGGCAGCUGGAGUUUGAGCGCGGUCAGGUGCGGCGCCUGGAAAAGGAGCAGCGGCGAAUGAGCGAUCAGCUGGAAGAGGAACGAGCGCAGCACAAGCAGCUGUCGUGCGCCUUGGCCAAAGAGUGCAAGUGGGCCAGCAACAGAGCCCUGGAGGAGGGACACCGGGUCGCCGAGCUGGGCCGCAAGCUCGACAAAGAGAGGGAGGCGUGUCAGGCCCUGAGGAAGGAGCUGGAGGAGGAGCAGAGGAGAGCUCUGAGGAUGGAGGCCCGCGUGGAGGAGCAGCUGGCCGAGUUUGACACGGAGAGAGAGCAGCUACGCUCCAGACUCAAGAAGGAGGAGGCUAACUGCCGUCUGCUGCAACGACAGGUGGAGGAGCUGCAAAGCAAGCAGAGUGAUGUCACCGUGGCGACGGACAUCCCGGCGGGGGUUGGUGCAUCAUCGGAGGUCAAAGGUCAAGAGAAGCCGGCCGAUGAAGAUGACGACGAAGGCCUGACAGAAGUUAACGGUCAGCAUUUUGUGACGGAGGAUCCUAGCAGCUCAGAGAAGGUCCCAAAUGGGAGCGUCCUUCAUGGAGGUCCGCUGUCUUCUUCUACCGUCCUGACUAAACGCGCCUCUGGCGGUCUCAGCCCGGUUGGCGGUGCCACGCCCUCACCAGGCUACCAGUCUCCCUACCAGGCGGGCAUCAACCAGCGGUUCCACGCUGCUCGCCACAAGUUCCAAAGCUCCCCCGACCCGGAGCCUCCACACCAGCCGGCGGCCGCCCCGCUCCCGUCCCCAAAGGACGCCGCCCCCGCGAGCGCCACCCCUCCCCCCACAGAAUCCCUCCAGGUCAAGCAGUUGGCGCGCAGCACCGUCACCCAAGCCCUGUCCCGCUUCACCACCGCGCAGCAGCAGACGCCAAAGCUGGCCAACAAUUCCCCCUUCGGCACGGACUACCGGUGCCUGGCGGCCCCCUUGUCGCCCGUGGCGGGCCGAGCUGCGGCGCCACAGGGGGUGCGCUCGCCCACCAUCCCCAGGGCGGAGAGGGGGAACCCUCCUCCCAUCCCACCCAAGAAGCCCGUGCUGGUCCAAGGCCCUCCCUCUCCUGCUUCGCUUCCCAGGUCGAGCGGUCAGUCCGGAGGCUGCGGUCUGACGUCCAGCCAGGACGCGGUCCAAGAACUGGACGUGGUCGUCUCCUAAAAAAACACUCCUCAUUAUUUCUCUGUAUUUAUUAUUACAGAUACAAGUCAUCCUUGCUUUUAUUAAUAUAAAACUGUACAUUUUUGUAUAUAUUCCGUACUUACAAGAUCAUAGAAAUAUAAUUUUAUACCUAAAUAUUGACUUAUUAUUAUGUAAUAAGCAGCACAAUAAUUUACAAUAUUUUUGUAAUUGAUAUUGUGGCACUCAUUCCUGUUUUUUUGCUGGAAGGUUCAAUAAAUGAAAAGAAAACAA